GGGGUGGAGUGAGAUACUCAGUCAUGUCAUAAACAAUGUCAUUUACAGCUGUCCUUCCCUCACCUUCAUGAGAAAGAGAAAGUAAAAGCUACCUGCAGGCCGCAGUCAGUCUUUGUUCAGACACGACAUGAUGGCGGUUCAGAGCGGAACCUCUUAAACUUAAACUUUAUCUAAAUCGUACUGUAUCACAAGAAAUAUUCUUCCAGCUCCAAGAAAAUCUGCAGACACUCAGCAAGAGUCUUACAGGCAUCAUGACCCUCCUUUAUAUUUACAUCUUAUGGGUCGCUGCCUGUGUGGACUCCAUCAGUGCAGAUUCUCACAUUACUGUAUCAGCUCGAGUGGGUUCCACAGCCGUCCUGCCAUGUAACCUGAGAAAGGAGUUCACAGAAAGAUCAAUUGUUCGAUGGCACACCGAUGUUGGGUUUGUGUUUGAGCGAAGCAGUGAUAAAACAAGUAUAGGCUCAGGAUAUGAAGGACGUGUGGACGUUCCUGAAGACGAGCUGCGUAAAGGAAACUGUUCCCUGGUGUUGAAGAACGUCAGAAUCACUGAUGACGGUGCCUAUAGAUCCUUUGUGGUGGAAUACGUGGACAGAACUAACACAGGCAAAACACAAGAAAUCAGCAGGGUUAAACUCUCAGUUGAUGUCUUUUGGAACAUAUCAGCUGAAGUGGGUUCCACAGUUCUCCUGCCAUGUGAAUGGAGCGAUCUGUCCAUCCAAACACCUCAUAUUGAGUGGUAUAUCGAUUCUGAGAUUGUGUUUGAGCGAAAGGGUAAAGAGUCAUAUCAGGGUGAGGGAUAUAAGGAUCGCGUGGACGUUCCUGAGGACGAGCUGCUUAAAGGAAACUGUUCCCUGGUGUUGAAGAACAUCGGUUUUACUGAUGAAGCUGUCUACAGAAGCUCCAUGGUAGUGACACAUACAAAGAAAUCUGUCUUGGUCCAGAAAGUUGAACUCUCAGUCUACAAAAAACCUGAAGAGAGGAAAGAUGAAACAUCAAGUUCCUCAGGUGAAGCUGGAAUAAAUUGGCCUCACCCGCUGAUCUUCAUCAUUUCCCUCCUCAUGAUAAUGGACAUCACAGCUUCCUUCCUUUACAUCUGUGUCUUCAUCACCUCUGUGGACUCCCCCCAUACAGGCCCUAAGACCUACAAUGUAUCAGCCAGAGUGGGAGACACAGCUAUCCUGCCAUGUGAACUGAGUGAUGUGUCCAGCGAAACACAUGUUAAAUGGGAUGUGGGGACUAAGACUGUGUUUGAGGGGGGCAUUGAGGAGUCAGAUCCAGGCAAAGGAUAUGAGGGCCGUGUGGAUGUUCCUAAGGAGAAGCUGCGUGAGGGAAACUGUUCCUUGGUGUUGAAGGAUGUGAGAGAAUCUGAUACUCAUUUCUACAAAUGUAAUCUGAUGGUAACCGAUGAAACGGGAUCAAAGCAAUGGAAACCCAUCAGCAAAGUUCAUCUCUCAGUCGAGGUGAAUGGAGGUUUUCAUCGCGUUCUGGAGCUUUUGGAGCUGCAGUACGUCGUCCCGUCUCAACAUUACAUUUCACUGCCAUACCGGAGCUUUACAAUAAUGUUCAUGACCACCUACGAGAUUGUGUUGCAGAUGUGA
Messenger RNA from Pangasianodon hypophthalmus (striped catfish), 1598 nucleotides. RefSeq lists its product as uncharacterized. The transcript is spliced from 9 exons. NCBI's taxonomy places the organism in Eukaryota, Metazoa, Chordata, Actinopteri, Siluriformes, Pangasiidae. The record is from RefSeq and is a predicted model, not a curated record. Gene Ontology annotation, cellular component: external side of plasma membrane. The coding region runs from base 252 to 1598 and encodes 448 amino acids. Gene Ontology annotation, biological process: immune response; negative regulation of T cell proliferation; positive regulation of T cell proliferation.